AUGAAGUCAAGAGAGCAUGGGCCUGCCUGCCACGCCAGUGAUCCCUGCAGAGACCCCAAGCCUGGCACCCCUUUCCUGCUGCUCAGUCGUGGGCCCUGCAGCUGGUGGGGAUCAUGCUCCACAGCUAAGCAUUAUGCUGAGCAGCUGUUCUUGAAAAAGGAUGACAAUAAAAUAAAGAAACAAGAUAUCCCAGCAGUUUGUGAUCUUCACUGCUGUAAGGAUGUCCCUGUAAGAAAUGGCCUUAUUGGGCAGAAGCCACCCUCUAUCAACCCCGAGAGACUGAAGGAUUUUGGUGAGGAGGAUUACCUGAACGGGGAUGUGAAGACCUGGGAAAUGAAGAUAGUGAGCCGGAAUGAGGAGUUACUCAGGGAUGCCCUUUCCUGCAUCCCCCAGCCAAGCAGUAGGACCAGCCUGGCCAGCUGUAACAGGCUCAUUCGGUUUGAAGACAUUAGUGCAGCAGCCUUCAAAAUCCAGUGUGGUGUUCAGAAAACCCCCUGCAUGUACUCUAGGCUAUCCAAGCAGUAUGGAAUGGACAUCUACCUGAAGAAGGAGUUCCUCCAGUACACGGGGUCUGUGAAGGAACGAGGUGUACUUUACCUUCUGAUGUCAUUGCCUCAGGAGCAGCAAAGAAAAGGGGUGAUCGUGGCCUCAGACAGCAACUUCUCCAUGGCUGUUGCGCACCACGCCUCAGAGCUCCGCGUGCCCGUGUUCGUGAUCCUGUGCACCAGCACGGCGCCGGCCCGCGUGAGGAUGUGCCGCGACUACGGCGCCAUGGUCAUCUCCUACGGCACAACGGGCAAGGACGCCCAGCUGCACGCGCGGAGGCUGGCACAGGAGAACGGAUACCUCUACCUGGAAGAGGAGGACAGUGCUGUGUACCUGUCAGGCCUGGGGACCGUGGGGCUGGAGAUGUACGAGCAGGUGCCAAAGCUGGACGCGGUGAUUUUCCCUGCAGGAGGCCACUGUGGCUUGCUGGCAGGGUCAGCUGCUGCACUCAAACACCUCAACCCACAUAUUUCUGUAAUUGGAGUUGAGUCUGAAAGUUUCCCAGUAUUGCAAGAGUCAUUAAAAGCUGGCCACCCAAAUGACGACCAGGCCUGCAACAAUCAUCACUUCUAUGGAGAUGUGAGUGGAGUUUGCUUUGGCAGCAAUUCUUUGCAGCUGACUGGGAAGCUUGUGGAUAAAGUUGUUACUGUGAGGGAGGAGGACAUCCUGAUUUCCAUGCUGAGGCUGCUGGAGUACGAGCGAGCCACGGUUGAUGCAGAAGGGGCCAUUGGGCUUGCAGCACUGGUGGCAGGGAAGCUGCCUGAGUUGAAGGGUAAAAGAGUGGCAGUUGUUAUAUGCAGUGGAAACCUGGAAUUACAUUUGCUGCAGCAGUGCAUUGCUCGCGCCCUGACCCUGGAUAACAGAGUGUGCAGAUUUUCCCUUGUGAUUUCUGACUGCCCAGGAGACAUGUCAAAGCUACUGGAGCUUUUGGCUCGGGAGGAAGCAAGAGUUUUGGAUAUCAAACAAGAACGCACAUUUGUGACAUCUGAGCUCUUCACUGUUGAGGUGAUCUGCACUGUGGAGACCAGAGACAAGAUCCACACAGCCCAGCUGAGGAAUGCACUCCUGGAACGCUACCCCACAGCUGCCUGGACGGAGCGGUGACGGGCACAGCGCGGCUGGGGCACCAGGGCCUCUGCCAAGGACUCUGCAGAGCCCCAGCCUGGAGGCUGUCACAACAAAUAUCAUCUUUCAGAGCUGAACAGUUAGCAAAUAGCAUCAGGAUAUUGAUUUCCUGCUCAAAAUGUAGUAAAUGUCUUUGGGGAAAAAAAGUUCAACUCAAAACUUUAGUUUAGCUAAGGGAAGCUCUUAGUCUCUGCUGGUGUUGGAAUUCCUCAUUUCAUUAUCAGCUGGCUGCCUGGAUUUUAGCUAGUUUGUAGAACCCAAUGAUAUUCCAUAAACAAGGAGAAGGCAUUUCUCUUUACAUCUGGAUACAGACCUCUCAAAGGUCUUCUGAUUUUGAUGCCCAUUGUUGAAGUAAUGCAGCUCCUUCCGCUGGACUUAGCCACAUUACAAGUGCAGAAAUUUUCUGUUUCCAAGCCAGAAGCAGUUUUCUGUUUGCUAAAUCUGCUUCAGGAGGUGUGUGGGAUUGAACAUGAAUAUGCGCUGAUCCUUGCUACCAUGUGAGGAAAAAUUCUGCUAAUAGAAGGUAAUUUAAACAUAGACAGAAAAACCCUUGGAAGAUAAAAGCCAAUAUAAUAUUAAUAUUUUUCCCAAGGGAAAAUGAUGCUAUUUGCAAAAUAAAAUUCCAAAAUAUUUUGCAGAAAUUGAAAAAAAGUAUAGAGAUGAUUAGAGCUCAUAAACAGAACACAAAUAUAUUUCUUCCCUCUGCUUUUGGAGACUCAGCAUAAAAAGGGGUCUCGCUACCAAUGUGAAUUUUGUAAAUACCAUUCCACUGAUUAUCUUAGUCUGUCUAAAACAGGCUCUAUCCAUCUCACCUGACAGAUUGAGUGCACUGUUAAUAGUGACAUAUAUUUAAAGACCACAUGUUAAUAGCCAAAGGCAGUACUGGGAGAAGAGGAAGCCCAAGUCUUAGGCACAUGGCUAAUGCAAUUAACAAAGAACACAUUGACCUAAAUACCAUUUUUAUCACUACAGGCAGAGACCAACUAAUAAUAUAACAGAGUGGGAUGGCAAGAAAUGUAAGAGAAGUUCAGGCCCUCUUCUGAAUGUGCACACAACACAGUUGUGCCUUUCAUUUGGGCAGAAUUUAACUUCAGCUCUGGAAGACUUUACAGCUCCUUCCAGUACCUAAAGAGGGCCCCCAAGAAAGCUGCAUGGGACAAGGGGCAAAGGCUUUUAAGAGGGCAGAUUUAUAUUAGGAAUUAAGAAGAAAUGCUAUACUGCGAGAGUGGUGAGGCUCUGGCACAGGUUGCCCAGAAAAGUUAUGGCUGCCCCAUCCCUGGAAUGAUUCAAGGCCAUGUUGGUUGGGGCUUUGAGCAAUCUGUCUAGUGAACAGAACUCCACAACAGGGAGGCUGGAACUAAAUGGUCUUUGAGGUCCCUUCCAACCCAAACCAUUCUGUGGUUCCGUGAUCCAUCUCCCCCUGUAGCUUAUGCAGGCAAGAAGGGAUGAGAAGGGCAGCAUUGUGGCUGUCUCUGCAGUAGAAUUUUUCUGAGAAAUAAUCUGUUUUCUACUUCUUGUUGUAGUUCACAGAGGAGUAGGAGUACAGAGUCUGACAAAUGGUGGACAAAAAAAUAGAAGUUUACAGGUUUGGUCUGGUUUUGGAAGGACUGUAUUGGUUUGCACAUGGAACUAAAAAUUAUUGAUGCCCCAGUGGUUUGUUUUGUUCCCUUCUUGCCAUCCAGAAUGAUGGGUAUAGGCCUUGGUUCUAUAAAUCACAGCUGUGUCUUAUCAGACACAACUCUCUCCACUGUCAGGAGAGUUUAAAAAUCUGUAUGGAAAUAGAUGACAGAGUCCAUAUUACAUACUUGCUGCUUCCAUCAGAAUGAGAAAUGAACCACAUCAUCAAAGAGCAGAUUUGGGGGUGAAAACCCACUAUUGUUGAGGUAAAGUACCCUCUCAUGUUUUCUGAAAAAAAUUCUUAGGAAAUUUUGAGGAUGUCUCAGGUACCUACAUGAGAAGAAAAUGGAAUUUUAUAACCAAAGUUCUCAGUAGUGGCCUACAGGUUCUGCUGUCUGGGUAUUUGGUUUAACAUUUUGGAUUAUGCUGGACUUUGUUGUUUUAGAAGCUCAGAGCAUUAACAACUUUUCCUAACCAGUGGGAACUGCAGUUAGCAAGUCUUCACAAACCUGGGGCAAGAAGAUGUAGCAAAUAGAGCAACCAAAAAUCAAUGCACUUGAAAUCACUAUAAAAUUUUGGAAAUAUGUUUGGGGUGGGGGGAAGGAAGGUGAUGUCCAGAAGGUUCUUAAAAUGUCGAACAUUAUAUUUGCUGUUUGGUUUUAUUUUUAUUGUUUUAAGUAUAAACAUAGUUUAAAGUGUAAAUCACUCUUCAGUAAUAAACACUUUAUAUGUGAAUAUAAUAAUACCAGAGGUAUUUUACAUUCUAUAUUGCCUUCAUUGAAGUCUCAUUGGCUUAAAAGACAAAAUUAAGAUCUUCCAAGGGGGGGAGAAAAAAAAACUCAAAAUGAGACAUUUAAAUGAAUGUAUGCUUGGAAAGAAUAAUUAAAUACCUGUGCUGCUAACCUUUUCCUUUUUUAAUUAUGAAAUAUAAUAAGAUCUAUGGCAUUUCAAAUAUUUAAUAAUGUGGUUUUGAAUGUAUUAUUUAAAGAAUUAUUUUUAUAUAGAGUGUUCUUAUGUACCUUGGAAAAUAACUUUAAUGAUUAUUUAAAAUUUCACUAAUGCUUAAAUGAGCAAAAUAUAAAUCUAAGCAUUGUAUUUAUUUGAAAAACAAUUAAAAUUCUGCUACGCCACCUCAGCAAUGAAAGACUUGUCAUUCUCUCGUGUGACAGUGAUAGCAGCCUCACUUUAAAAAAUCAGAGUUAAUAUUUUUCUUUUAUCUGUCAUAGACAUUGGCUCAAAACCCACAUCAUUCAUGCGAGGGGGGAGCUCUGAGCUGGCAGGGAGGAGAGAGCAGCUGGGCAGGAUGGCUGCUCUGGCCCUGGGUGGGAGUCAGCAUGGACUGCCCUCAUUCCAGCAUGGACCCUGCUCAUUCCAGCCCAAACCCAGCCCAGUGGCACAGAUGGAGGAGCUGCUCCCUGCCCUGGCUGUGCUCCUGGGCAGUGGGCAGGGUGUGGGUGCAGUGUGUCCUGGGCUGGGCUCAGGUGGGUCACUGAAGUCCAUGGGACCAGCUCAGUCAGCUCUCUGCGAUUCUCACUGCAGUCACCACCCACUUUGGGGAACCUGCCCUUCACUUCCAGGGUGCCACUGGCCAAAAUGCACAGUCCUGUCUCCAGAGGCACGAGAUGCCCUGCCCCAGGUGUGUCACUGGAGCUGAGCCCCUUUGGGAGCUGUCCUAGGCACACGCUGCUUGUCAGGGGCACAGCACAACUGCUUCCCAGGACUGCUGCAAACAAGGUGCAUCUUAAAUUGAAACAAAAUCUCUUCCCACACUAAUUCCUUAAUUUUUUCAGCCAGGUCCUAUUAGCUGGGGAUUAACAUUUAAAUCUCUGCUAGUACAUGUUUUUGCAGCACCAGGAGCAGUUUAUCUUCCCAUGCAGGUGGCAUGUCCUCACAGGCAGCACCUUGCCUUCUGGCCUGCAGCUUUUGGGAGAUUCACAAACUCCCCAUCCUACAACGCAGUAAGUGCAUUUGACAUGUUAUUGUUUAACUUUUGCUAGACCCAAACACAGGCACGUGGUUUAUUGAAUGGAAAAGUAAACUGCAACACUCUGGGGCUGGGCUGUAAUUCCUCCCAGUCAUUUAUUGGAUGGCUUUGGUUCUCCUGUCACUUUCUCUGCAGUUUGUUUAACUGCAAGCAUUCUGUCAUGUAUAGGGUGUUAAAGUUUUUAGAGUUUUCUUCUAUUACAAAUCUUUGCUUUCAUGUGCUCCCAAACUUUUGCUCCAUCUCAGAGGAGGAGGAAUCCUUCAGCACAUUGUGCCUUCCUGAGCUGAUGAAUUUCUCAUUGUUCAAAAGCACUUAUUUAUUUUUUUAAAGCUGCAGCAAAAACUGGUGCCAGUAUUUGGAAAAUAUUCCAAUCAAAUAUGAAUGUUGUCAAGUAUGUCAAUAAUAAUCAACAUCCCAUACAGCCUGUCAGUCUAAAGAAACCAAGAGUCCUUAAGGACAGAGCCAGGUCAGUCACACCUGAGUGCACCCACACAAAGGAUACAGGGAGCUUGUCCUGUGCUGCUGAUGUCUGACUGCUUCUCUAAAUGCAGGCACUCUGAUUUACUUCUGGUUUCCUUGCCUGGUGUGGGGGAUGCAGGGGCAGAUUGCAACUGUGAAAAGCCCUAUCCUUCACGCUUCUGAAAUUUUGGUAAGGACAUGGUUUUCCUUUUGAUAAGAGACCUAGAGUGUCUUUAGAAAGACUUUUUAAACUGUGUAAUUGCUAAAUUUAGUAAACUGGUCACCCUGUGUAUUCCCACAAGGGGCACCCGAGUGGUUUUCCUUUGUGAAAAAUGGUCUCAAAGAAUGCUGAUAAAUGAUAUAAUAAUGUUCCUUACACCUCUCUUUCCUCCUCUCCCCUCCUCCUUCCCCUCAUGCAUGUGCUGUAGGUUUGGAGUUGCAGGGCCUGUGUAAGGUCUGGCACAGUACGUGGAUUGUGCCAUAUUAUUACUGCUCUUCUGAAAAGCAGGAGGAAAGGAAAUACUGAGGCAUUUUGUUUCUUUUGCUUUCAAUAAGCUAUGGUCAUUUCUUGAGCUGUUCAUGUAGCUCUUGCACAAAGAGACUGCACCAGAAUGCCUCCAGACAUCAGACUGUGGGACCUGCCUGUAGGGCUCCAAUUCCCUGCAGACUCCAUGGCAGUGACCAAGGGGGCCAUUCCCCCAGCUGCACCAGGCUCUGCUGCUCUGCAGGGGACCCAGCCCCAGAGCAAAUUGAAUGUCCCUAAUUAACCUGCACUUGGUAUUUCCAAAGUCUGCCUCAGUCAGCUCCUGUUGUGUUUAGAAUAUGCUAGGUCAGCAUGAAAAAGGGUCAAAGCAAGACAACAUAUUGAGAUUCUGAGAAGAGUUUUUCAUCACUCCCUUACAAAAAUGAGCUACAGCCCUGAAAGCUUUAGAAAUAGUUCUUGAAAAUGGGUGGGAGACCUCUCACUGCUUCUGUCCAGGCUCUGCAGUGUUUCUGAGCUGAUGCUGCAUGUCCUGAUCUACACAGCCAGAUCUCCUCAACAGAGCUUGAUUUGAGCAAUGAUUUGCCAAACAUGCUGAUCUGGAUAACCUGACUUUAAGCAGUAAAUGACACUUGUUUCCAUAUAUUAUGAUUGAAGGGUGAAAUGGAUCUGGGUGGUUUAUUUGUUGUCUUAUGCAACAAAGCUGCCAAGCAAUCACAGCAUAAAAGUGCUCUUUUAAGCGAGGGGUUCUGACUUGUAUGAAAUUAUUCCUUUUGAUCACCAAUGCAGGCCAAAUAAAUACAGAAUGGGGGUGGUUUUUAAUAUGUCUAGUAAAAACAGGCAUGGUUGCUUUUUAAAUUUUCUUGGCAUGUACUUUAUGUUGUUAAUAUAAUGCAUACCCAGUCUUGCACUUAGCUUUCAUAGCACGGGUUGUUUUUUUCUUCUUUCCAAUUUGAAAUGGAUGUCUAAAGUGUUUAUUUUUCUGUCCUGCGACCAACAAAAUUGGCACAAAUAUCCAUUCUGAAAAACCUUUAUUAAUUUUAGUUUUCCUGGUGAUUUACCUUCUUAUUUAGUGGUCUUUUCCAACAGUAAAAGCUCUUCUGUAUGUUUCAUUGGGGUUUCCUUUCAAUGGGAAACAAUAUUCUGAAAUAUUUUAUUACAGUGAAUUUGCAAGUAUUUUCCUUUGGCAAGCAGUGUGGGUUGGGUGCUGAUGAAGGUGAUUUGACACCCUUUGGAAACAGAAGGUGCACUUGUGUUGUUCUGCCCUUCUGUUGUGGAAAGGACAUUUUGAUUGCAGUGGAGUUGCUCUAAGUGAUCAGGAGUAAUCCUUUAUUACUAGGACUAGCCUGGAGAAAUGCUUAUGCCUGGUAUAACCAGCAGCAUUUCCAGAGAGCCUGACAGAGCCAGGAAUGUGUCUUUGUGAGCUGAGUGAGGUGCCUACAUGAGUGAGCAUGUAUUCAUGCUCCUACUGGGUUUUAAAAAUAAUUUUGUCACAUAUUAAGGGUAUGUUUAUCUCACUGUGCUGUUAAGGGCACUAUAAACACUUACUCAGAAAUGAUAUCUCAGUAUUAUUUUCAGUCUUGUCAUGCUGGGGGUUUGUUCCUUUUCCUUAAGGCCAGUCAGCAUUACCUGUCCCAGGUUCCUCAGGUUUGCAGUUGGGAUUGCAUUGUGAAGCCUCCAAAACUGCAGCAAACAGGCAUCUGUGUUUACA
Molecule: messenger RNA, 7923 nt
Organism: Zonotrichia albicollis (white-throated sparrow)
Lineage: Eukaryota; Metazoa; Chordata; Aves; Passeriformes; Passerellidae
Source: RefSeq, a predicted model, not a curated record